Messenger RNA from Anthostomella pinea, 2271 nucleotides. The record is from the annotation of a GenBank genome assembly. NCBI's taxonomy places the organism in Eukaryota, Fungi, Ascomycota, Sordariomycetes, Xylariales, Xylariaceae.
AUGUACAAACAAGGAAACAUCGAGAAAGAAACUGCAGCACUCUCACUCGACAUCCAGGGACACGCCGAAGAACUUAUGCUCGACAUUGCGGACAUCUCAGGACAUGAGAUUAUCUUGGGGAUACCCUGGUUGCGGGUGAGCAAUCCCAGAGUCAAUUGGAGAACCGGCCAUCUCAAGUGGGAUACACCAGAAAGAGACUUAACCUUUGCGCAACGCUCAGAAAAAAAGCCCGCAAGCAAGACUAAAAGGACACUUAGGAUCUUUAUGGUGACCAAGGAGUCCAAGCCGAUACACGAGGCUCGAGAAGGACAACAUCCGAGAUUCUUCCCGAUAUACGGACUCAACAACACACAGCAGAAAGAAUUGCAGAAAUAUAUCGAUAAGAACCUAGCAAGAGGUUACAUCAGACCAUCGACAUCCCCAGCUGGAUACCCAAUACUAUUCGUUCCCAAGAAGAACAGGAAGCUACGACUAUACGUUGACUACCAACAGCUCAACAGUAUCACGACAAAGAAUCAAUACCCCCUACCACUAAUACAAGAACUACGGGAUCGACUACAGAAGGCCAGAUGGUUUACAGCACUGGACCUACCCGACGCCUACAACCUCAUCCGAAUUGCCCAAGGAGAGGAAUGGAAGACAGCAUUCAGAACAUGCUAUGGUCACUACAAAUACUUGGUCAUGCCGUUCGGGCUAACCAACGCACCAGCAAGUUUUCAGACUAUGAUCACAUACGUUCUACGCGAAUUUAUCGACAAAUUCGUGAUAGCCGCCAAGUUACUAGUCAACACCGAGAAAAGCGACUUCCACACGCAACGAGUUGACUUCUUAGGAUUCACCAUCACCCCAGGAGAAGUGCGGAUCCAAGAGUCAAAGAUUUCAGCAGUCAGAGACUGGCCAGUACCAAACAGUGUUGUAGACGUACGAGCAUUUAUAGGAUUUACGAAUUACGUUCGACCUCUCAUCAUAAACUUUGGGAAACACACCGGACCCCUAACGGACCUGACAAAGAACGACCGGAAAUUCAAAUGGACAGCCAAAGAACAGCAGGCUUUCGACACCAUCCGAGAACUCAUACUCAGUGACCCAGUCACAAGACUACCAGACCCUGAGAAGGAAUUCGAAGUCGAGACAGACGUAUCUGACUACGCACUCGGAGGACAGCUUGGCCAGCGUGACGAGAAUGGCAAACUGCACCCUGUAGCGUUCUUUUCCAAAAAGCUAUACGGGCCAGAAUUGAACUACCAAAUCCACGAUAAAGAACUGAUAGCAGUUAUUGAGGCAUUCAAAGAAUGGAAACCAUACCUCAGUGGAACAAAGAAACCAGUCAAGGUCUAUUCAGACCACAAGAACCUGACACACUUCAUAACGACAAAAGAAUUGAAUAAACAACAGACACAAUGGGCGGAGUUCCUAUCGGAAUUCAACUUCCAGAUCAUCUACGUCAAGGGACAGAAAAUACAAGGGCAGACGUCCUUAGCAGACGAAACAGACGAACACGGAAAUCUCACGAUCAAUGCAACACAACGAAUCGAGACCCAAGACAAGUGGACAAUUACACUCAAGAACGCGACAACCACAAACGGGAAGAUAGAGAUUCUGGAACAACACAAGAAGGAAUUUGUACGACAAUUCCAUGAACACCUGACUCACGGACACCAAGGCAUCUUCAAGACAAAGGAACGCCUGAAACGACGAUAUGAAUUCCCAGGACUCACCAAGACGGUGAAGGAAGUCAUCAAGGAAUACAACAUCUGCAACAAGGCCAAGGCAGCACGACACAAACCAUACGGAUUACUCAAACCCACAGAGAUCCCAGAUAGAGCAUGGAAACGGAUUGCUUUCGACUUCAUUGUCAAGCUACCGAAGUCCAAGGAACCGAUGACCAACACAGAGUAUGACAGCAUAUGGGUGAUCACCGAUAGACUCACAAAGUACGGCUACUUCAUUCCAUACAAAGAAUCAAGCACGGCAGAAGAGCUAGCCUACACACUCAUCCGAGUAGUCAUCAGCAAGCAUGGACUACCAGACGACUUUGUGUCCGACAGGGACAAAUUGUUUAUGUCCAAAUUCUGGACGUCUCUCACAAAGCAACUUGGACUCAAGCACAGGCUCUCGACAGCCUAUCAUCCGCAGACGGACGGACGCGUCCAAUCUGACAAACCCACGCAAGCUUCUUGCGAGAUGCAAAGCAAUAGUUAUGGAACAAUGCUGCACGCGUCGUCUAGGUCAGCUGCAGGGGCCUUCUAUUUUUAUCUGCCCGGCAAAUGA